Leopardus geoffroyi (Geoffroy's cat) is the source of this 7430-nucleotide messenger RNA. RefSeq names its product TRPM8 channel associated factor 2 (gene TCAF2). The transcript has 7 exons. Gene Ontology annotation, biological process: negative regulation of anion channel activity. Lineage: Eukaryota; Metazoa; Chordata; Mammalia; Carnivora; Felidae. The coding region runs from base 648 to 3407 and encodes 919 amino acids. The record is from RefSeq and is a predicted model, not a curated record.
CCCUGGAAAAAGAAAGCUACCCACACAGAGGUAGGGAACUCCUAGUUAGGGCAGCCGUGAUAAGUUGGGAGGCAUUUCAAUUCAUUUAGUCAAAACUGUCCCCCAAAAUGCAGUUUUCUGAAAGGUCACUUGACCGUUUUGUCCAUAGAGAUGCAGCACAAUACUAAGUCAGCUCACGCACAUGGCUGUCACCUUGUACCAGGCUGUGCAGGACCCAGCCCCGCCCCCCUCAGCCACUCAGGUCGUGUUCUGCCCUGCCCAGGGCUACUUUGGGCUCCUACACAUGCCACAUCUCAGCUGAAACGUCAGGUUACACCUUGAAAGGCCCUUCCUGUCACACAAUCUCAACGGACUCUCCAGUUACUUGAUAUCACAUCACUUUCUUAUUUUCAUCCUAAUGGUUAGGAAUUGCUGUGUUUAUGUUUGUCUACCGAUUUAUUUAUUGUCCUUCCCCUGCUGAAAUAUCAGAUUCAUGAAAGUGAGGGCCUUGUCCGCGUGUGCCUUGCUGGGCCCCCUAGUGGUUGGCACACAGUGGGGAACCCAGUGAAUGGUUUAGUUUGAAUGCAUGUAGUUGUGUUUUCACUUGAAGCUUCAUCAGUUCUGACCAAGCGCAGCCUUUCAUCUCCUCUGCAGCAGCUGGUUGAACCAUGGCGACAACUCCUGCCAGUGCUUUCGAGGCCCUCAUGGAUGGAGUGACAAGCUGGAAUGUCCCCAAAGACCCCAUCCCUAGUGAACUUCUUCUUAUUGGAGAGGCCGCCUUCCCGGUGAUGGUGAAUGACAAGGGCCAGGUCCUCAUUGCUGCCUCCUUCUACGGCCGAGGCCGCCUGGUGGUGGUGUCCCAUGAAGGCUACCUGCUGGAUGCUGGCUUGGUUCCAUUUCUUCUUAAUGCAGUGGGUUGGCUCUGUCCCUCACCUGGGGCUCCCACUGGAGUACACCCAUCCCUGGGAUCACUAGUAAGUAUCCUGCAGGGCUGUGGAGUUCAGGCACAGAUUCAGCCGGAACUGGGGGCCCCCUUGGGGGUUUACUGCAUCAGUGCCUACCAUGAUGAGAUGACUGCAGAGCUGAUCCAGUUUGUGAAACGUGGAGGCGGCUUGCUCAUCGGGGGCCAAGCCUGGUAUUGGGCCAGUCAACAUGGUCGUGACAAUGUGCUGUCCAGGUUCCCCGGGAACCAGGUGACAAGUGUGGCUGGAGUGUACUUCACCGACAUCUACGGGGACAGAGGACGGUUCAAGGUCUCUAAGAAGGUACCCAAGAUCCCACUCUGUGUCAGGUGCGGGGAGGAUCUCAGGCGGGAUCAGCAGCAGCUCCUGGAAGGGAUCUCAGAGCUGGACAUCAAGACGGGGGGAGUCCCCUCGCAGCUGCUGGUGCACGGGGCCCUGGCCUUCCCGCUGGGGUUAGACGCCUCGCUCGGCUGCUUCCUGGCAGCCGCCCGCUAUGGCCGGGGCCGGGUGGUCCUUGCCGCCCACGAGGGCAUGCUCUGGGCUCCCAAGAUGGGGCCCUUUUUGCUCAAUGCUGUGCGCUGGUUGGCCAGAGGCCAGACAGGCAAAUGUGGGGUGAACACAGGGCUGAAAAACCUGUGCACCCUCCUGUCGGAGCAUGGCCUGGAGUGCAGUCUGCAGUCCCAUCUGACGCACGAUUUGAGUGUCUACUGCUGCAAGGCCUACGGUGACAAGGAGGCCAAGCAGCUACAGGAGUUCGUGGCCGAGGGUGGGGGCUUGCUGAUCGGGGGCCAGGCCUGGUGGUGGGCCUCCCGGAACCCGGGCCGCUCCACUUUGGCCGGUUUCCCUGGUAACGUCAUCCUCAACCGCUUUGGCCUCAGCAUCCUGGCUCAGACCCUCGAUCCGGGCUGCUUCCCUGUCCCCACCCCCGAGAUGCGGAGCUACCACAUCCGCACGGCGCUGUGCGAAUUCCAGGCCACGCUGAACCGUGGGGCUGGGAACCUGGAAAAGCGCUGGCUGGCAAAGCUGGGAGCAGACGGUGCGGCCUUCCUACAGAUUCCCGCGGAGGGGGUCCCGGCUUACGCGUCCUUGCACCGGCUCCUGAGGAAGAUGCUGCGUCUGUCAGGCCUCCCAGCCGUGAGCCGGGAGCACCCAGUGGCUGGUGAUUCCUGUGAGGCCGCGGUGCUCUGCCUGGCCACGGAGCUGGCACGCUCUGGGACUGACUGCUCCCAGCUGGUGCGGGAGCUUGGGAUGGGGACCUGCGGCUCCCUUCUGGCCCCCUCAGAUCAGCCCAUCACUGUGGAGAUCGAUGGCAGCAACCCAGGCAACGGGGACUGCUGGGUGAGUACCGGGCUCUACCUCCCGCACGGACAAAGUGCAGAAGUCUCGCUGUCCGAAGCUGCAGCCUGCGCCGGUCUGAAGAUACAGGUUGGCUGCCACACUGAUAACCUGACCAAGGCCAGAAAGCUGUCCCGAGCCCCUGUGGUGACUCACCAGUGCUGCAUGGACAGGACCACGCGGUCGGUCUCCUGCCUCUGGGGCGGCCUCCUCUAUGUCAUUGUGCCGGAGGGCAGCAAACUGGGCCCCAUAUCUGUCACCAUCAAGAGGGCCGUGCCCGCCCCAUACUACAAGCUAGGUAAGACAUCGGUGCAGGAGUGGAAGAACUGUGUCCAGGAGAGCCUGGCUCCCUGGGGAGAGCUGGCCACAGAUAAUAUCAUCCUGACGGUGCCAACGGCAGACCUCCGUACCCUGGAGGACCCCGAGCCUGCACUCCACCUCUGGGACGAGAUGAUGCAGGCGAUAGCCCGGCUGGCAGCCCAGCCUUUCCCUCUCUGCCGUCCCGAGAGGAUUGUUGCCGACGUGCAGAUCUCAGCCGGCUGGAUGCACUCAGGAUACCCCAUCAUGUGCCACGUGGAGUCAGUGCAGGAGCUCAUCAAUGAGGCAGGCAUGAGGAGCGGGGGUCUGUGGGGACCCAUCCAUGAGCUGGGUCACAACCAGCAGCAACAAGAGUGGGAGUUCCCCCCACACACCACUGAGGCCACCUGCAACCUCUGGUCAGUCUAUGUGCAUGAGACGGUCCUGGGCAUCCCCAGGGCUCGGGCCCAUCCUGCGCUGAGCCCUCCAGAACGAGAGAAGAGAAUUGAAACACACAUAAGAAAGGGAGCCCCACUGCACGACUGGAAUGUGUGGACAGCUCUGGAAACAUACCUACAGCUCCAGGAAGCCUUUGGGUGGGAGCCAUUCACCCAGUUAUUUGCUGAGUACCAGACACUCUCUGGCACCCCCACAGACAAGGCUGGCAAGAUGAAUCUGUGGGUGAAGAAGUUCUCGGAAAAGGUGCAGAAGAAUCUGGCUCCAUUCUUUGAGGCCUGGGGCUGGCCUGUCCAGAAGGAAGUGGCCGCCGGCCUGUCCUGUCUGCCUGAGUGGCAAGAAAACCCCGUGCGGGUGUACGUGCAUCCUCAGGUAUAAAGGAUGUGCAGCAAGGCAGUGGGGGGGUGGUGGUGGGGAGGAACGAUCACUCGCCAAGGCCACCACCCAUGUUUCCAGCUUAGCUUCUUGAGCCUGAGCCCCACAUCCAUCCCUGAGCUGUCUUCAGGAAGGCAGCUAAGGUCAUAAGACAAAAUGACCCCAACUUUCUCAGGAAAAUGCCCUUGUUACUAUUUCCCUGUUCAACAGACUUGCUUCACCACCCUCCUUCUCCAGCAGAGGACCUUUCAUCUGCGCAUCUUGAGGUCCUGCAGGCUCGUGGCUUCUACUUUUGACCAACAGUUCUAACGACUAUGGGUUACCAUAACAAUCUGACAUCACUCCCUCACCCCUGCCAGCCUUGAACAUGACUGUAGAUUUCUUAUGCUUUGGGAAGUUUUCUAAUAGCAAGAGAGACAGGCUGGUAUAGAGAGCCCUGGACUUGUUCGGUUCUGUGGGAAAUCUCUUCAACUCUCUGUGCUUCUGUAUUCUCAUCCAUGACUUGGGGAUAAACGUCCACUGUUUGAUAAUGGUGAACAUGUUCAUCCACUGCAAAAUGCAUACACAUGCAAGGGCAUUCUUCAGCUUUUGCCAGGUCCCAUGGUGGCCUGGCCUGUCUAUCCAGUCUUGUGUGGACAACCUGAAGACUGAAUCCCACCUCAGAGUUGGCCACUUGAGGUAGGCAUGCAGUCUCUGUGUAAGACUAUGUAAUGAGUACAGGUGUUGUUUCCAGACAUGGUGAUGAUAGUUACUGAGAUCCUAACCUGUCUUACGUCCUUUCUCCCACCUCUAGAAGGACUCGUGGGUAUGACCUAACCCAAAGAGUGGUAUAAAUUCAAGUAAGAUGGUAUAAAUUCAAGCUCAAUGUUACAAAGCCACUUGGUCUUUUUGGUUAGUUCCAUCUUCUAGUAUUUUUGUUUCAACCAAAAGUAAAGUCACAGUAGUAACCCCUACCAGGUCCACCAGCCUGUUUGUUCUUAGCACAAAACAGGUGACUGACUCCUCUGGUCACCAAAGAAUCAAGGCGCUCUCCGGUGAUAACAACAGCUGUACUGAAUGAAAAGUCUUUGUGUGUGACAGCCUUUACUCAGGAGCAGGAUUACUGGAUGCAGCAGACCAAAUUAACCCUGAGCUUUCUAAUAAUGCAUUCCAGCCCAUCCCAACUCUUUGGCUAGGUGGAGUUCUAAAUGGAGCUACAUCUCCAGGAUUAAUGGGGUGUGGCCAUUUUUCUCUAGCUUACUUUUAAACCAUAUUUUGUGGUUUGAAUAUCAUUCCAUGAACUGUGUUCAGAGUAGAGUAGCUCUUCCAAAGAAGAACUGACUUAGGAAAUGUCUUUUUUGAAUCCCAUCCUCCUCCUCCCGAUUCUAGGAUAAUUUCCUUUUAUUUCACUACUAUAUUUUCUCAGGUGCUUUUCACAUGAAAGGUGCUCAAUAAACAUUUGUGAGUUCAAAGAACAGUAGUGACACCCAGCUCACAAUGAGCGAUCAGUAUGUGCAGGCAUUGUGUGGGGUAUUUAAUGUGAGUUAUCUCAUGGAAUUUACACAACAGCCCUUUGAAGUAGGUACUAUUAUUAUUCCCAUGUCAAAAAUGAGGAGACAAAUACUAAGGAAUAUUAAAUAACUUCUGAAGUCACCCAGAUAAUAAGAGGAAAAGUCAGGGCUUGAGUGAAACCCCUGGCAGUGAAAAACUCCUCCAUGAAAGAUUUAUAAUUUAAACAAAAAUCUACCUAGAAAAUGGAAGUUCAACAAACUUCUGACUUACUUCAUGUUAACUACUGAAUUUUUACUAAAUAUCAAAUUUAACCUCCAAAAAGUAUUGGUACCUGAUUUUCUGGUUGUCUCAGCAUGUGACUAGUUAGCUUCCAUAUAGGUAGAGAAAGGAGUUGAACCCAGGAAAUUCAACUCCAGAACUGGUAUUCUUAUCCAUGAUGUUAAGGAAGACUGCAUGGAUGGAUAAUACCAGCUUUAAGAGGCUGCCAUAGAACACCAACAAUGAAGCAACAGAAAGAGAAAUCAAGGAAUCUAUCCCAUUUACAAUUGCACCAAAAACCAUAAAAUACCUAGGAAUAAAUCUAACCAAAGAGGUGGAAAAUCUAUACACUGAAAACUACAGAAAGCUUAUGAAAGAAAUUGAAGAAGACACAAAAAAAAAAUGGAAAAAGAUUCCAUGCUCCUGGAUAGAAAGAACAAAUAUUGUUAAAAUGUUGAUACUAUCCAAAGCAAUCUACAUAUUCAAUGCAAUCCCUAUCAAAGUAACACCAGCAUUCUUCACAGAGCUAGAACAAAUAAUCCUAAAAUUCGUAUGGAACCAGAAAAGACCCUGAAUAGCCAAAGCAGUCUUACAAAAGAAAACCAAAGCAGGAGGCAUCACAAUCCUGGGCUUCAACCUAUACUACAAAGCUGUAAUCAUCAAGACAGUAUGGUACUGGCACAAGAACAGACACUCAGAUCAAUGGAACAGAAUAGAGAACCCAGAAAUGGACCCACAAACGUAUGGCCAACUAAUCUUUGACAAAGCAGGAAAGAAUAUCCAAUGGAAUAAAGACAGUCUCUUCAGCAAGUGGUGCUGGGAAAACUGGACAGUGACAUGCAGAAGAACGAACCUGGACCACUUCCUUACACCACACACAAAAAUAAACUCAAAAUGGAUGAAAGACCUCAAUGUAAGACAGGAAGCCAUCAAAAUCCUUGAGGAGAAAACAGGCAACAACAUCUUUGACCUCAGCCACAGCAACUUCCUACUCAACACGUCUCCGGGGGCAAGGGAAACAAAACCAAAAAUGAACUACUGGGACCUCAUCAAAAUAAAAAGCAAAGGAAACAAUCAGCAAAACUAAAAGGCAACCAACGGAAUGGGAGAAGAUAUUCGCAAAUAACAUAUCAGAUAAAGGGUUAGUAUCCAAAAUCUAUAAAGAACUUACCAACUCAACACCCAAAAAACUAAUCCAGUAAAGAAAUGGGUAAAAGACAUGAAUACCUUUCCAAAGAAGACAUCCAGGUGGCUAACAGACACAUGAAAAAAUGCUCAACAUCACUCAUCAUCAGGGAAAUACAAACCAAAACCACAAUGAGAUACCACCUCACACCCAUAAAAAUGGCUAACAUUAACAACUCAGGCAACAACAGAUGUUGGUGAGGAUGCAGAGAAAGAGGAUCUCUUUUGUACUGCUAGUGGGAAUGCAAGCUGGUGCAGCCACUCUGGAAAACAGUAUGCAGGUUCCUCAAAAAACUAACAACAGAACUACCCUACGACCCAGCAAUUGCACUACUAGGCAUUUACCCAUGGGAUGCAGGUGUGCUGUUUCGAAGGGACACAUGCACCCCCAAGUUUAUAGCACCAUUGUCAACAAUAGCCAAAGUAUGGCAAGAGCCCAAAUGUCCAUCGGUGGAUGGAUGGAUAAAGAAGAUGUGGUAUAUAUAUGUACAACGGAGUAUUACUCAGCAAUCAAAAAGAAUGAAAUCUUGCCAUUUGCAACUACGUGGAUGGAACUGGAGGGUAUUAUGCUAAGUGAAAUUAGUCAGAGAAAGACAAAAAUCAUAUGACUUCACUCAUAUGAGGACUUUAAGAGACAAAAGAGAUGAACAUAAGGGAAGGGAAACAAAAAUAAUAUAAAAACAGGGAGAGGGACAAAACCGAAGAGACUCAUAAAUAUGGAGAACAAACAGGGUUACUGGAGGGGUUGUAGGAGGGGGGAUGAGCUAAAUGGGUGAGGGGCAAUAAGGAAUCUACUCCUGAAAUCACUGUUGCACUAUAUGCUAACCAAUUUGGAUGUUAAUUUAAAAAAAUAAAUAAAAUUAAAAAAAAAAAAGAGGUUGCCAUAGAGACAAAGACAAACCCUGACUCUUCCCCCACACACUCUGUAGUGGAAAUUGGAGCCCUUCUCUCUUACAAAUGGCUCUGCUGGUUGUUUCUGAGUUCAAAAUUAAUUGUAACUGUUACAAUGUCAGGGUAUUCUGUAUCCAAGUACAUUUGCUCACAAGGAUGUCAGUGUAGGUCUCAACAUCAAUAAAUGCUGUCUUCCAGGAA